Molecule: messenger RNA, 10095 nt
Organism: Castor canadensis (American beaver)
Lineage: Eukaryota; Metazoa; Chordata; Mammalia; Rodentia; Castoridae
Gene: Nav3
Product: neuron navigator 3
Biological process (GO): neurogenesis; nervous system development
Molecular function (GO): protein binding; ATP hydrolysis activity; ATP binding
Source: RefSeq, a predicted model, not a curated record
GAACUUCUGUCCUUCCACAAUUGUGGUCUUUUGGCUUCUUUGAUUUCUGGACUAAAGGACUUUUCCUUUUGUUUUUCUCUACUUUUUUCACUCUCAAAGCUCAGACUCAAACUGCUGUAGUGAGGAAAAAAAAAAACAGGCAAAACUAGGAGUUCUUUAAUUCUAGAAAGGGGCUGUGUAACAUUUACCUUGAAGAAAAAUUUACUCCCCAAAGGAGUAUUUAAUAUUACAUAGACACUGACUCACAGAAAGAAGGGAGGGAGGGAGAAAAAGGGAGGGAUGGGAGGGAGGAAAGGAGAGUGAGAGAGAAAGAGAAUGAAAGAAUUCCAACCAGCAAGAAAGAUACACUAAAGAUGAAGGGAAGUUUUGCCUCUUCCUGAAAGUUAUAUUAUUAGUUUUUUUUUUUUUUUUAAAUCAGGAUGACUGCUAGUUUUGUUUAAAGUAUUUGUUCUGGAAAUACUAAAACUGGAGUCUACCAGACUGAGGUUAGGAGCAUUUUCUUUGGCAGCAAAAAGAUACUUUUAUAGAAGCCAUGCCUGUUCUUGGGGUUGCCUCAAAACUGAGACAGCCAGCUGUUGGGUCAAAGCCUAUUCAUACUGCUCUUCCGAUACCAAAUCUUGGCACUACUGGGUCACAGCAUUAUUCUUCAAGACCUUUGGAACUGGCUGAAACAGAGAGCUCAAUGCUUUCUUGUCAGCUCACAUUACAGUCAACCUGUGAAUUUGGAGAGAAGAACCCUAUCCAAGGAAAAGCCAAGGAGAAAGAAGACAGCAAGAUUUACACUGACUGGGCCAACCACUACCUAGCAAAAUCAGGCCACAAGCGGCUGAUCAAGGAUUUGCAACAGGACAUUGCAGAUGGAGUGCUGCUAGCAGACAUCAUUCAGAUCGUUGCAAAUGAAAAAGUUGAAGAUAUCAAUGGAUGUCCUAGAAGUCAGUCUCAGAUGAUUGAAAAUGUUGAUGUCUGCCUUAGUUUUCUAGCAGCCAGAGGAGUUAAUGUUCAAGGCCUAUCUGCUGAAGAAAUAAGAAAUGGAAACUUAAAAGCCAUUCUAGGACUGUUUUUCAGUUUGUCUCGCUACAAACAGCAACAACACCAUCAACAACAGUAUUACCAGUCCUUGGUGGAACUUCAGCAACGAGUCACUCACACUUCCCCACAGUCGGAAGCCAGUCAGGCCAAAACCCAGCAAGAUAUGCAGUCCAGUCUGACAGCCAGAUAUGCACCUCAGUCUAAUCUCAGUGGAAUUGCAACCAGUCCAAAAAAGCCUACUAGGCUUCCAGGGCCCUCUCGGGUGCCAGCUGCAGGGAGCAGCAGCAAGGCCCAAGGAGCCUCCAAUCUAAAUAGAAGAAGUCAAAGCUUCAACAGCAUUGACAAAAACAAGCCUCCAAAUUAUGCAAAUGGGAAUGAAAAAGAUUCUUCCAAAGGACCUCAGCCAUCUUCAGGUAUAAAUGGUAACGUGCAGCCUCCCGGCACUGCUGGGCAGCCUCCUGCCUCUGCCAUCCCUUCUCCAAGUGCCAGCAAGCCUUGGCGCAGCAAGUCCAUGAACGUCAAGCACAGUGCUACUUCCACCAUGCUGACCGUGAAGCAGUCAAGCCCAGCCACCUCUCCCACACCAUCUUCAGACAGACUUAAGCCACCUGUCUUAGAAGGGGUCAAAUCUGCUCCCUCAGGACAAAAAUCUAUGCUUGAAAAAUUCAAGUUAGUUAACACCCGGACUGCAUUACGCCCCCCGCAGUCCCCCAGUUUAGGACCUAAUGAUGGUGGAAAGGAUGAUGACACCUUUUCCGAAUCUGGUGAUAUGGAAUGCUUUAACAGUGGUCUGAAUAGUGGUGGCUCAACUAAUAGCAGUCCCAAAGUGUCACCUAAAUUGGCCCCUCCAAAAGCUGGAAACAAAAAUCUGAGCAAUAAGAAGUCUUUGCUACAGCCAAAAGAAAAAGAAGAAAAGAACAGAGAUAAAAGUAAAGUUUGCACUGAAAAGCCAGCAAAGGAAGACAAGGAUCAGGUGACUGAGACAGCUCCAAAAAAGACCUCUAAAAUUGCGAGCUUGAUUCCAAAGGGCAGCAAGACGACAGCAGCCAAGAAGGAAAGCUUAAUUCCAUCUUCCAGUGGGAUUCCAAAACCAGGCUCAAAAGUGCCAACAGCAAAGCAAACCACUUCACCUGGCAGUUCAGUGAGCAAAGAGUCUGAAAAAUUCAGGACUACCAAGGGAAGUCCUUCCCAGUCCUUAACCAAGCCUGUAACCAGUGAGAAAGCAAGCACAUCCAGCUGCCCUGCUCCCCUGGAGGGAAGGGAAAGUGGCCACGCUCCUCCCUCUAGUUCCUGUACUGUGCCACCAGCACAGAGUGGUGGACAGAGCACGGGAAAUGGUGCAGUCCAACUUCCUCAGCAGCAGCAGCACAGCCACCCGAACAUGGCCACAGUGGCUCCAUUCAUUUACAGAGCACAUUCAGAAAAUGAAGGAACCUCUUUACCGUCUGCUGACUCCUGUACCAGUCCCACAAAGAUGGACUCACCAUAUAGUAAGACUGCUAAGCAGUGCUUGGAGGAGAUAUCUGGUGAAGACCCUGAAACAAGAAGAAUGCGAACAGUUAAAAACAUAGCAGAUCUGAGGCAGAAUUUAGAAGAGACUAUGUCCAGUCUUCGUGGGACCCAGAUAAGCCACAGCACCCUAGAGACAACAUUUGACAGCACUGUGACCACAGAAGUGAAUGGAAGGACCAUACCCAACUUGACAAGUCGACCCACUCCCAUGACCUGGAGGCUGGGUCAGGCGUGUCCUCGACUGCAGGCAGGAGAUGCUCCCUCCAUGGGUGCUGGCUACCCUCGCAGUGGUACCAGUCGAUUCAUCCACACAGACCCCUCAAGGUUCAUGUACACAACACCUCUCCGUAGAGCUGCUGUCUCUCGCCUGGGGAACAUGUCACAAAUUGACAUGAGUGAGAAAGCAAGCAGUGACCUAGACAUGUCUUCUGACGUAGAUGUUGGGGGAUACAUGAGUGAUGGUGAUAUCCUUGGGAAAAGUCUCAGGACUGAUGACAUCAACAGUGGGUAUAUGACAGACGGAGGGCUCAACCUAUAUACUAGAAGUCUAAACCGAGUCCCCGACACAGCAUCUUCCAGGGAUGUUGUCCAGAGAGGCGUUCAUGAUGUGACAGUGGAUGCAGACAGCUGGGAUGACAGCAGUUCAGUGAGCAGCGGUCUCAGUGACACCUUGGAUAACAUCAGCACUGAUGACCUGAACACCACAUCCUCAGUCAGCUCUUACUCCAACAUCACUGUGCCUUCCAGGAAAAACACUCAGCUGAAGACAGAUGCAGAGAAGCAUACUACAAUAGAUGAGACCUGGGACAGUCCUGAGGAGCUGAAAAAAACAGAAGAGGAAUUUGACAGUCAUAGUGAAGGAGCUGGCAAGUGGAAGGGGGGCUCCUCAGGACUUCCUGAAGACCCUGAGAAGGGAGGGCAGAAAUCUUCCCUGUCCAUAUCACAGACGGGCUCCUGGAGGAGAGGCAUGUCUGCCCAGGGAGGACCACCGGCUAGGCAGAAAGCUGGCACAAGUGCACUCAAGACUCCUGGGAAAACUGAUGAUGCCAAAGUUUGUGAGAAAGGGAAAACUCCUCUGAAAGGAUCGUCCCUGCAACGGUCUCCAUCAGAUGCAGGAAAAAGCAGCGGAGAUGAGGGGAAAAAGCCCCCCUCAGGCAUCGGAAGAUCCACAGCCACCAGCUCUUUUGGAUUUAAGAAGCCAAGUGGGGUAGGGUCUUCCACUAUGAUCACUAGCAGUGGAGCGACCAUAACAAGUGGCUCAGCAACGCUGGGUAAAAUUCCCAAGUCUGCUGCCAUUGGUGGGAAGUCAAAUGCAGGGAGGAAAACCAGUUUGGAUGGUUCACAGAAUCAGGAUGAUGGUGUGCUACAUGUGAGCUCAAAGACCACCCUACAGUACCGCAGCUUGCCCCGCCCUUCAAAAUCCAGCACCAGUGGCAUUCCAGGACGAGGUGGCCACAGAUCCAGUACCAGCAGUAUUGACUCCAAUGUCAGCAGCAAGUCAGCUGGUGCCACUACCUCGAAACUGAGGGAACCCACUAAGAUUGGCUCAGGACGCUCGAGUCCCGUAACUGUCAACCAAACAGACAAGGAGAAGGAAAAAGUAGCAGUCUCAGAUUCAGAUAGUGUUUCUUUGUCAGGGUCCCCCAAAUCCAGUCCCACCUCUGCCAGUGCCUGUGGUACACAAGGGCUCAGGCAGCCAGGGUCCAAGUAUCCAGAUAUUGCUUCACCUACAUUUAGAAGGUUGUUUGGUGCCAAGGCAGGUGGCAAAUCUGCCUCUGCACCUAAUACCGAGGGUGUGAAAUCCUCCUCAGUAGUGCCCAGCCCUAGUACCACAAUAGCGCGGCAAGGCAGUCUGGAGUCACCGUCGUCUGGUACGGGCAGCAUGGGCAGUGCUGGUGGGCUGAGUGGCAGCAGCAGCCCUCUCUUCAAUAAACCCUCAGACUUAACUACAGAUGUAAUAAGCUUAAGUCACUCCUUGGCUUCCAGCCCAGCAUCGGUUCACUCUUUCACAUCAGGUGGUCUUGUGUGGGCUGCCAAUAUGAGCAGUUCCUCUGCCGGCAGCAAGGACACUCCGAGUUACCAGUCCAUGACUAGUCUCCAUACGAGCUCUGAGUCCAUUGACCUGCCCCUCAGCCAUCAUGGCUCCCUGUCUGGACUGACCACAGGCACUCACGAGGUUCAGAGCCUGCUCAUGAGAACGGGUAGUGUGAGAUCUACUCUCUCAGAAAGCAUGCAGCUUGACAGAAAUACACUACCCAAAAAGGGACUAAGAUAUACCCCAUCAUCUCGGCAGGCCAACCACGAAGAAGGCAAAGAGUGGUUGCGUUCUCAUUCCACUGGAGGGCUGCAGGAUACUGGCAACCGGUCGCCUCUGGUCUCCCCUUCUGCCAUGUCAUCUUCUGCCACAGGAAAAUACCACUUUUCUAACUUGGUAAGUCCAACCAAUCUAUCUCAGUUUAACCUCCCUGGACCCAGCAUGAUGCGCUCAAACAGCAUCCCAGCCCAAGACUCUUCUUUUGAUCUCUACGAUGAUUCCCAACUCUGUGGGAGUGCCACUUCUCUGGAGGAAAGGCCACGUGCCAUCAGUCAUUCAGGCUCAUUCAGAGACAGCAUGGAAGAAGUUCAUGGUUCUUCAUUAUCAUUGGUCUCCAGCACUUCUUCUCUUUACUCUACGGCUGAAGAAAAGGCUCAUUCAGAGCAAAUCCAUAAGCUACGCAGAGAGCUGGUUGCAUCACAGGAGAAAGUUGCUACUCUCACAUCUCAACUUUCAGCAAAUGCUCACCUCGUAGCAGCUUUUGAAAAGAGUCUAGGGAAUAUGACUGGUCGAUUGCAAAGUCUAACCAUGACAGCAGAACAAAAGGAAUCUGAACUCAUAGAACUACGAGAAACCAUUGAAAUGCUGAAGGCCCAGAACUCUGCUGCCCAGGCAGCCAUUCAGGGAGCCCUGAAUGGUCCAGACCAUCCUCCCAAAGACCUCCGCAUCCGAAGACAGCAUUCAUCAGAAAGUGUUUCUAGUAUCAACAGUGCCACAAGCCAUUCCAGCAUUGGUAGUGGCAAUGAUGCUGACUCCAAGAAAAAGAAAAAGAAAAACUGGGUGAACUCUAGAGGAAGUGAGCUGAGAAGUUCUUUCAAACAAGCCUUUGGGAAGAAAAAGUCCACCAAGCCUCCUUCCUCACACUCGGACAUUGAAGAGCUUACUGAUUCCUCCCUUCCAGCCUCCCCCAAGCUGCCCCAUAAUGCUGGUGACUGCGGCUCAGCCUCCAUGAAGCCAUCCCAGUCUGCCUCAGCGAUCUGUGAAUGCACAGAGGCUGAGGCAGAGAUAAUUUUGCAGCUGAAGAGUGAGCUCAGAGAAAAGGAAUUAAAAUUAACAGAUAUUCGGCUAGAGGCCCUCAGCUCUGCUCAUCAUCUUGAUCAGAUCCGGGAAGCCAUGAACCGGAUGCAGAAUGAAAUUGAAAUACUGAAGGCUGAAAAUGACCGGUUGAAGGCUGAAACUGGUAACUUAGCUAAGCCUGCUCGACCACCAUCAGAUUCCUCAAGCACUGCAUCCUCUUCUUCCUCCCGGCAGUCCUUAGGGCUUUCCCUCAACAACCUGAACAUCACAGAGUCUGUUACUUCAGAUAUUUUGCUAGAUGACACUGGUGAUACAACUGGACAUAAGGAUGGCCGCAGUGUGAAAAUCAUAGUUUCCAUCAGCAAGGGCUACAGUCGAACAAAGGACCAGAAGUCUCAGGCAUACUUGAUAGGAUCCAUUGGUGUUAGUGGUAAAACCAAGUGGGAUGUCUUAGAUGGUGUAAUUAGACGUCUCUUUAAGGAAUAUGUGUUCCGAAUUGAUACAUCCUCUAGUCUUGGUCUGAGCUCUGACUGUAUUGCUAGCUACUGUAUAGGAGAUUUAAUUAGGUCCCAUAACCUAGAAGUGCCUGAACUGCUGCCUUGUGGAUACCUUGUUGGGGAUAAUAACAUCAUCACUGUGAACCUGAAAGGGGUAGAAGAAAACAGUUUGGAUAGUUUUGUUUUUGAUACACUGAUUCCUAAAUCAAUUACUCAAAGGUACUUUAACUUGUUGAUGGAGCAUCACAGAAUUAUACUCUCAGGACCAAGUGGUACUGGAAAGACCUAUUUAGCAAACAAACUUGCUGAAUAUGUAAUAACCAAAUCUGGGAGGAAAAAGACAGAGGAUGCAAUUGCCACUUUUAAUGUGGACCACAAGUCAAGUAAGGAAUUACAGCAGUAUCUAGCUAACUUGGCGGAGCAGUGCAGUGCUGAUAAUAAUGGUGUAGAGCUCCCUGUUGUAAUAAUUCUUGAUAACCUUCAUCAUGUGGGCUCUUUGAGUGAUAUCUUCAAUGGUUUUCUCAACUGUAAAUACAACAAAUGUCCAUAUAUUAUUGGAACAAUGAAUCAGGGAGUUUCUUCAUCACCCAAUCUAGAGCUUCAUCACAAUUUCAGAUGGGUAUUAUGUGCAAACCACACAGAACCAGUGAAAGGCUUUUUAGGGAGAUAUCUUCGAAGGAAACUCAUAGAGAUGGAAAUUGAAAGGAACAUGCGCAAUAAUGACCUAGUCAAAAUUAUAGAUUGGAUCCCUAAAACAUGGCAUCAUCUCAAUAGUUUUUUGGAAACGCACAGUUCUUCUGAUGUUACCAUUGGUCCUAGACUUUUCCUUUCUUGCCCUAUGGAUGUAGAAGGUUCUAGAGUGUGGUUCAUGGAUCUCUGGAACUAUUCUUUGGUACCUUAUAUUCUGGAGGCAGUGAGAGAAGGUCUUCAGAUGUAUGGGAAGCGUGCACCAUGGGAAGAUCCCUCAAAGUGGGUCCUUGACACAUACCCAUGGAGCUCAGUAUCUCAACCUCAGGAGGGCCCUGCAUUACUUCAGUUGCGACCAGAAGAUGUUGGGUAUGAGGGUUGCACAUCUGCUAAGGAAGCCACAACCUCAAAGCACAUUCCUCAGACUGACACGGAAGGGGACCCUCUGAUGAAUAUGCUAAUGAAACUCCAAGAAGCAGCCAAUUACUCGGGCACACAAAGCUGCGACAGUGAUAGCACCAGCCACCAUGAAGACAUUUUGGAUUCAUCUCUUGAAUCCACCCUCUAGAGUGUGAAAAAGUUAGGGGAAAAGACAAUGCUUUUAAAAAGUGUUUAAAAACAAAGGUAUUUUCACUAAACCACUGCCAGUAUGAAAAGUCCCCUGUCCAGGGCCCUGACCCAGAGUCGUGGUCGCCAAGGAGGCAGCAGAGCAAGUCUAAACCGCCAAGAUGCUAAAUUGAAAUGGGAACAGGCAUUUUUAUAUCCAUGGAGUAAUAGAAAGCUCCAUUGCUCAACUAGAAAGGACCCUAAUGACAGGGCAACUAAACAGAUUGCACAUGAGUUAGCCAAACUGGACGUUAUUUUCUUCCUCUUUAAAAGUUUACAACGAAAACCUUUUUUUGUCCCUUCCUUCUGUUUCCUCCAAGGGUCUGUUCUCCCCAGGGAGGGUCCAUUCUUCUGAUCUGUCCAACCUCCUUUGUGCCACAUGGUGCUGGUCACAGGGCUCCAGUAGUGUUUGUGUUGUGUGCUCACCCCAUUCCAGAAUGAAUCUGAGAGGCCAGUCCUCUGUAAGCACAAAUGGAAUUGUGCAACCACUAGAAGAACACUACUGUGGCAAACUGGAGAAGUGCCAACUUCAUUCUAACUGCCAUGUUCUCAUGAUGUGCUCCACCAACUUUUUAGUGUCUGAGUCACAGGUUUUAUAAGGUUGUUUUUACCACAGUGGUCUUUUUAAACCACCUGCCCACUCCCUUAACAAGAGUUUUAUACCAAUUAUUAGUCAACACUGACAAAAGGCUUUUUUAGGGCUUUAUUUGUUUGAGCCUUUUCAGUGAAAGAAGGAACAUUUCCUAUGGUGCUGUCUCACUGCCUUAAAACAGAUUUCUACAACAACUUAAUAGUUGGUUUAAAUCCUGAACCAUUGGUAAUUUCCACUGUCUUUUCAUUUACAAUCAAGCAACACCAGUUAACACAGCAGCCUCAUCUCUUUAUAUUGUUUUCUUUUUCUUUCUUUUUUUAAAGAAAUGGAUAGGAGAAAGAUCAGUAUUUUUACCUUGUGAGUAGAUUGCCUUGCCUAUCCUCCAAAUGAUUUGAGUACCCUAGAAACCCUCUUUGACCGUCACUUAAAAAGCAAAAAUAUGUGGCUAAAUUCCAUCCAGUUCUAAGUGAAAGAGUUUCAGAAGGUGGGAGAUGUUGAAUUUUGAUCCAGCAGAGCUGGAAAUGCUAGAUGCAGCAUGAGCACAACUAUUUGGCUUUCCUUCCCUAUUCUUUAUUUUUUUUUUUAAAUUAGUUUGGACGCAUGUUGUUUUGAUUGCUAUUGUUGUACGUGAGAAAUUCAGCAUUAAAGAACACUGAAGCAGUACAGUCACUGUGGAAGAGAAAGCGUUUAUACUGUAAAAGAAGGUUAGAUUUGCACAGUCUACUGGGUAGGUAUUGUAAAUAAUAAUAUUUCAAACUUGCACAAAUUGAAACAAACACAAUAAAAAUUGUAUUUUAUCCUGUUGGUGUUAAGAGGUGUUUCACUUGCUGAGAUUUCCUGUAUGUUGCAAACAAAUACAGAAUACAAACCCUCAAAGCUGUUAUUAUCUGGUGUGUUUGUCCUGUAUUUACAGUUGUUAUGACUAUGCAGGAACUAUCAGUGCUAGAGUGAGCAUGCUUCAAAACUGUACAUGAAGCCAGUACAUUUUUGGAUAAGUAAAACUGUCUGAAAGUACAUCUGUUGUGGCAGGCUUUAAAGAGAGUGCAUGAAAAUUGAUCCGAGACAUUGGAGAAGUUACCACCACACACCAAGGACAGGUUUUAAGUUUAUGAAACCCAAGGACUAGGCCAUGGUAUAGACUCGUUCUAUGCAUGUGAAAAUGUGCUAUUUUUAAGGAUGUGUAACUGGUGCUACCCUCUGUGACCACCCAUGGGUCAGAUGCUAUAGAACAAUAACAGCAACACAAGACAUUUGUUCAGUUUUCAGAGCGUCACUAAGUAUAUAGUCCUUACACGGUGCUAUUGCCCUGAGGGAAAUCUGAACUGAAUUUAUGCACAUAGAACUGUCACCCUGACUUUGAAGCGUCAAACAUGGAUCAAAUCUGUUGUGCAACAUCAAUAUAUGUAGCUGGAUGAGUGACUAGUUGCCCUUGUAUAAUAUGUGAUCUAGGAAAAUUGCUAAUCUUUCCCUGCCAUUUUGAGAAACACAGUCCAAACAUGAGCAUAAACAGAACUUCCUGCAAUACAUCCCAGUAGGUCCACCUAGUUUACAACUUAAACUAGUUUGUGAAACAUUUGUCUGUAUACAUUUUAUAUUUUGUACAUUUUUGAUGUAACAUAUCAUGUAAAUAGGCAGAAAUAGUGAAAUAAAUCAUCUGAAAAGUUUUGUAGUCUUUGUAAAGCCCCAACAAUAAGUACUUGGUGUCAAUGGACUUAACUGGAUGAUGUAUUUUCUAUUGGUUUAUUGUUCCUCUAGCUUGUAAACCAGCUUGCAUAUAUUUUUUUGCAAAUGUGCACCCUGUAUCUGUCUAAAUUAUUACUUUGCCAUUAAAGUGGAAUUAU